Molecule: messenger RNA, 3488 nt
Organism: Blepharisma stoltei
Lineage: Eukaryota; Ciliophora; Heterotrichea; Heterotrichida; Blepharismidae
Source: the annotation of a GenBank genome assembly
AUGAAUACUUUUCACAAAAGAAUCUUAAAUUUGUAUAAAUGUUAUGAUUUCAUAUUAAAUAAAAAUUAUAGAAAAGAAAUACUAAUAAUUAUGCAUAAGAAAAAUUUAAAGGGCAAGCCAAAGAAUAAGAAGAAAGUGGAUGGAAUGGAUGCUGAGCCAGAUCCUUCUCCAUCGCUGGAGGCUUCUCAAGCAUUCAAUAAUCGCAACCAAAACAACCCACACCAAAAUUAUGCUCCAGGCCAAAUGAAUCAACUCAAUAGCCAAGAGCAAUAUUAUAAUCAACCACAAAUGGGAGGUCCAUACUCUCCUCCACAAUACCAAAACCCUUCAAAUUUCAAUGCAGCUCAGUUCAAUCCUCCACCUUUCCAAAACCCUGGCUAUCCCAAUAGUAAUUUUAACAUUCCUCCACCAUUUCCAAGUUCUUCUAAAUUUCCCAAUAUCCCUCCACCCUCAAACCCUCAGCCUUUUGCCAGUAUGCCUAAGUUUUCUCAAGUACGCCAAAUUAUUCCAAAUAUUCAACCUCCCCAAAACAUUCUUCCUGAUGAGGAUGAAGAUCUCCCUGACAUCUCUCUGGGAACAAGUUUACAUAAUCUUCCACUAUACAAAUCUUCCCCAUUCCCCAUGCAAGCCGGAAAAGUUUUACAACAAAAUGAAGAGCCUAUGGAUGAAGAUGAAGACUCGGAUUCGAAAACUGAAGAAAAUGUUCAGGUCAAUUUCAACCAAAAACAAGCGUCAUUGCCUAGAAAUAAUCCAAUUGCAAAAGAAGAGAACAAAAUGUAUCAGACUCAAAUUUUGAAUGAUUCAAGAUCUUUUGAAAGACGGUCUAUCCCAAAAUUGCUUCAAUUUCCGCAGAUCACUCCUGUAAAAUCAAAUGGGAUUUCUAAAAGGACAGAUAUUUCUUUGUUGAAGCCAUAUGUAAAAAAUGAAGCUGAUUUUGAAUACCUGCAGCUGAGCUUUUCACAAGUAAGGGGGAUUGGAUCGAUUUUUAAUAUGAAUACAGCAUUAUCUGUGGCUUAUUAAUCUCUUUAUCAUAAAUAAAUGACUGAAUAUUAAAUAGAUAAAUAAUACUAUAAUCAUAGGUAAUUUUAAGAUUGUGGUAUAUGAUUAUUUAAUGAUCCCAGCACUAAAAGCAGAAAAUAACAAAAUUUCUUAUGAAAUCAGCCUUGGAAAAGACACUUUCCAAACCUAUCAAAAUCAGCAGUACGAGCUUAUAAUGAACAGCAUGAGAAAUUUGCUAACUCCCCUCUAUGAGUGAGCAAAACCAUUGGAAAAAUCCCUAUUUUUAUAGGUGAAAACCCUCCCCCAUGAGCAAACAAAAUUUUUUUAUAAAUAUAAGUGAUAAUUUAUAUAAUGAAAUCUCUAGCUAAUUCUGUUUAAUUUUAAAUAACUUGCGUUUUAAAUAUAAAAUUUCAAGUUGCUUUAAAUUAUUCCGAAAUGGAUUUUUUUUCAAUUUUGAAAAAAAAUUCACUAACUCCCCCCCCCCCCUCCGUGAGCGAACAAAAAAAUUUUGUUCGCUCACGGAGGGGGGUUAAUUUUUUUUUUUUUAAAAAAAAUUUAUAUAUAAAUUUUAUAAAAAAUAUUUUUUUCGAAAUUUAAAAAAAUCCUAAUUUGCAAAAAUUGGGAAGCAAAUAUUAAUUUAAUUUGCAAAAUUUAUGUUUUAAAACGCAAUUUGUUUAAAAUUAAACAGAAUUAGCUCUAGAUUUCAUUAUACUAAUUGUCACUUAUAUAUCAAAAUUUUUUUUCCAUUAAAUUUUUUUCUAUUAAAAAAAUUUUUGUUCACUCACGGAGGGUGGGUUUUUGGUCAAAAAAAUGGCGAUUUUUCUAAUGGUUUUUGUUCGCUCACGGAGGGGGGGGGGGAGUAAAUAAUUUUUUUAAAAAUCCCCACAAAAUUUUUGUUCACGGAGGGAGUAAGCAGGAAUAUGGAAGAAGUAUCAAAACUAUGAGAAAAUGACGAACAUAUACAAAUCUUAAGAGGCUGAAUCUCUAUUGUCAACCAAAAUUACUUACGGUCUGCAGAAGCAAAAGGGCUAUUUGAUCAAAAUCUUGGUGAUGAAAUAAUUGCUGAAACAACCAAAGAUAUAAUAGACGCAAUUUUUGAGGGAAAUUCACCACCUGAUGAUUUUUUAUUUAAAAUUUUUGCCAAUUCUUUAAAAACAAAAAUCAAGGUUUUUAAAUCCACAGACCAAGGGAUAGUAAAAGAAGCUUAUGAGCCAAUGAAAGAAAAUUCCUUCCCGGUCCUAAACUUUUUUAUGAUGACAAAUCCUGAAAUAAGGCUUUAUAUUCUCUACAGCAAAAAAAUGGUCUUUUUAGACGGCUAUGACAUAAACUCUGGAACAUAUAAAUCUCGCAAAAUAGAAAACCCACAAAGAUAUUUAUUUUUUUAUAAAAAGCAAAUUGAUGAUAACAGCAAAAUAAAAGAAGAAGAGUUAAAAACAUAUGAAUCUGCAUUAAAAUUAGAAUCACAGAUCAUACAAAGCUAUGAUAGAAAUAUUUUUUCACUUUAUAACAAGCUUAGAGAUUCAAAUGUUAAGCUUAACCCAAAAGAAACCAUGGCAGGUGUCAAUAAAAUCAAAGACCAAAUCGAUUUUAUUAAAAAUAAUUUAAAGCCUGAAUUUAUAGAAAAACUGGGAUUAAAUAAUUUAGAGUUUAUCAGACUUACUGAUGAAGUCAUUCAUGAAAUUGUAAAAACCUGCUGCUAUUGCAAUAAACAGCAAGGCAUUUGGAAAUCCCCAUGUGACCACUAUUAUUGCCCAAACUGCAUCUUUAAUCUUAUAGCAACUAACAAAUUUGAGUUUUUUAUCUGCUCAGAAUGCGAAGAGACCAUAAUUGAGCUAAAAGAUUUAGCUGGAUUUUCUGAAUUUUCUCAGCUUAAAGACCAGUAUUUAAACGCCCACAAUAAAUUUGAAUGUAGAAGCUGCAACAAAGAGCUAGAAUUGGCUGAUGCAACUCCAUGCAAUAACUGCAAAAAAUGCAUUUGUACUUAUUGUCUCUCGAAAUAUGUAGUGUCAAAUAGACGAGAAAUUCAAAAUUUCCAAGUUGAAAUUCAAUGCAAUAUAUGCGAAGCAAAAAUGACUAUUGGAGGACUCACCGACUGAAUGGAGAAAUGUGAAGCUUGUGAACAAAAUCGGCAUAUUUUAGAUUUUUAUGAAUUUGAAUGUAGGCCAGGCGAAAAUCCUCAUGGGCUUCUAUGCAGAAUGUGCUGGGCUCUGUGCUAUAAUGACGUCUGUGCAAAAUGCGGCACUCCAGUUUCUUAUAAUGCGAAUAUGGCUAUUGCAAAUGAAAAUAAAAUUUAUUGCCCACUUUGUCGUGAGCAAAACAAGUUGGUAUUUCUCGGAGAAAAAAUGUGUAUGUCUGGGAAUUGCUUUCCUUGUAAUGACUGCCAAGAAGCUAUGUUUGAUCAAAAUCCUGGCUGUUGCGCUAUCUGUGGAGAUAUGAUGGCAGACAAAAUUUCAGAGCUCGGGUAUAAUUUGUGGAAUAGGAUAAAUUAG